AUGCGUGAUGGAAAGUGCUCGGACGCCGAUGGCCAGGUGCAUGACGAGCGACCAUCAUCACGGAAUUCGGAGGCAUCAGACGCUAGUCGACCGACUACGCCGAUACCUACCACCAGGGAUCGACGAUUGACGCCUGGACUUGGCCAGUGUGAAAUUCUCACUGAAGAGGAAGAAAACAUGGCGCCGGAUCAACUCGAAAUCCUUAUCGACUCGUUGAAUUCGGAAGCGGAACACCUCAAAGAGAAGAUCAACGAGUUGUCAACGAAAAGUUCGGAGUUUCCCGCUGGGAUGCGAUCGAUAUCACAGUGUUGCAGGCAGUACUGGCAAAUACCCGGUAUACCAUCGAUAUUGGUCGAAUCCGUAGAGAGUUCUGGUCUAUGGAAUCCUGCAUGCAAUGUAGAGGACAUGCCGAAGGAUCACAGAGUUGACAGCGUAGCUUUUCUAAGCUUUUCUUCACUCACCCAUGUUUCAGCACCGUCAUUCCUUCAUCCGGAUGUGUUCGCAUGUGUCGAAGACCUCGUUGACGAUGUGGUGACUGGUCGCCCACAUGCAGAACGACGGAAGCGAAAGCGAUUCCGGCGAAUGGACAAUUCGUACAAGCGUGGAUGGUGGGCAGUGGACACAAGAGAAAAUCUCGAAGCUGUUCGGGGCAGCCUCCAUGGCCGAGGUAUUCGUGAGCGGAUCUUGCAUCGUCUGCUGUGUAAACCAUGGUUCCUGAAGGAUGUGAAACUGGGCAGAGGACAUGAACUGCAUUUUCACUAUCGGCCUGAGAUGUAG
Messenger RNA from Cooperia oncophora, 777 nucleotides. Lineage: Eukaryota; Metazoa; Nematoda; Chromadorea; Rhabditida; Trichostrongylidae. The record is from the annotation of a GenBank genome assembly.